AUAAAAAGUAUGCUGCCAUUGGCUGUCAUAUACCCUCCCCACCUCUCCACCCUCAUAUUCCCCCUGUCCCCCUCUCCCCUUCAAUCUCUCUCCCUUCCUCUUCUCUUUGAAAAACCAACGAUGGCGGCAGGGGUACUCUACACUUAUCCGGAGAAUUUCCGCGCUUACAAGGCGUUGAUCGCCGCACAGUACUCUGGAGCCGAUUUAAAAGUCGCUCCCAAUUUCGUAUUCGGAGAAACUAAUAAAUCAGAAGGAUUUCUGAAGAAGUUCCCGGCCGGAAAAGUGCCUGCCUAUGAAAGUGCUGACGGAAAGGUUUUGUUGACAGAAAGUAACGCCAUCGCAUACUAUGUGUCGGACGCUAAGCUCCGAGGCGGAGACGCGGAGACCGCAGCCCGCGUGUGGCAGUGGGCGUCGUGGGCCGACAGCGAGCUGCUGCCCGCCUCCUGCGCCUGGGUGUUCCCAUACCUGGGCAUCAUGCAGUUCAACAAACAGAACGUGGAGCGCGCGAAGUCCGACCUCCUGGCAGCGCUGAAGGUGCUGGACUCUCACCUGCUGCCGCGCACCUUCCUGGCCGGCGAGAGGCCCACGCUGGCUGACGUCAUCGUGUACUGCUCGCUCAUACACGCGUACCAGUACGUGGUGGAGCCCAGCAUCCGCAGCGGGCUGGUUAACGUGACGCGCUGGUUCCUGACCCUCGCCAACCAGCCGCAGGUGCGCGCCGUCACACCGCCCCUCACUCUGUGCGCCGCCGCGCCCGUCCUCGACCCCAAGAAGUUCCAGGAGAUCAGCAAGAAGGAAGGUGGCAAGAAGGAGAAGAAGGCAGAAAAGAAGCAAGAGGCCAAAAAAGAGGCCCCUCAACCAGCACCCGAGGAGGAGUUCGAAGAGAAACCCAAGGAAGGGAAGGACCCCUUCGACCUCAUGCCUAAAGGCACAUUCAACAUGGACGACUUCAAACGUUUCUAUUCAAACGAGGAGGAAGCGAAGUCGAUACCUUACUUCUGGGAGAAAUUCGACCCCGAGCACUACUCCAUCUGGUAUGCUGAGUACAAAUACCCCGAAGAACUCGCUAAAGUUUUCAUGAGCUGUAACCUUAUCACUGGUAUGUUCCAGCGGUUGGAUAAAAUGCGUAAACAAGCUUUCGCUUCCGUCUGUCUGUUCGGCUCGGAUAACGACUCCACAAUAUCCGGAGUAUGGGUUUGGCGCGGCCAAGAUCUGGCCUUCACUCUGUCCUCGGAUUGGCAAGUGGACUACGAAUCCUACGACUGGACCAAACUCGACCCAAAAGAUGAGAAAACGAAGACUUUAGUGAAAAACUACUUCUCCUGGACCGGCACGGACAAGGCCGGCCGCCCCUUCAACCAGGGCAAGGUGUUCAAAUGAAAAUGUAUAAUCCAUCAAUGACAAGCUUGUAUUUAAAAUAAAUAUUGUUUCUAUUUAACGCUCGUUUUUGUUUGUUUUUCCUGAUAUUGUUUUUGCAAUAAAACACAGGUAGUUGCCUAUAAACUGACAUCUCAAAUAUAUUUU
Messenger RNA from Chilo suppressalis (striped riceborer), 1524 nucleotides. Lineage: Eukaryota; Metazoa; Arthropoda; Insecta; Lepidoptera; Crambidae. The record is from the annotation of a GenBank genome assembly.